UUGAAAUCUAGGGUGUUUUUUUGUCUUCUUUUACCAGUUGCAGACAUCUAGGGUUUCUCUUUGUCAAUGGACUGUGCCCUAACCGGCUCGUUCAUAGCGAAGCAACUCGCCUCAUGCGACAAAAAAACCAGAGACAGGGCUCUCCAAACCCUAAAAACAUGGCUUCCUUCGCAGCACCAAGUGCCCGAAGAAGAGAUGAAGAAGAUCUGGAAAGGGCUCUUCUACUGUGUCUGGCACGCGGACAAGCAACCCGUACAGCUCGAGCUCAUCAAUCGUCUCACUUCGUUGCUCGUAAGUCUAGAUCUCGUUGUUUCUUUUCAAUACAUUGAGGUUUUUUUGACUACAAUGGGUCGUGAGUGGAGUGGUAUCGAUUUUCUGAGGUUGGAUAAGUUUUACCUUUUGUUUAGGAGGUUUAUCCACAAUUUGUUCUUUCUGUUGAAGAAGAAUUCAUGGGAUAUUGAGCUUUUGAGUCGUUUUAUGGGUGUUUUGGAGGAGAAGACUUUGUUGGCUAAUGAUAAGUAUCCAGCUCAGGGUGUUAAUUACCAUAUCUCUGAGAUUUUCUUGGAUGAACUCAAGCCUUUUCUUCCAAUUAGGAGGGAAGCACUAGAUGCCUUGUUGAGUCCUUUCUUUUCUGUGAUGAUGAAAUCUGCAGACAAGGUUCAGUUGAAUAAGAUUAAAUCCAGCAUGUUUGGGUGCUUGCUUAGAAAUGGAAGAAAGCUUUUGGAUCUCAGAAAAUCAGGGGAUGAUGUUGAUUCCAGUGAUGAAGUGGUGUUAUUUGGGACAAUAGCUUUGAAUUUGGGACUUUCCUCAAAGUUCUUUGAUAUGGGUUCUUCUUCAGACUGUCUUCAAGGCAAUAGGAAAGUGUUGUUUGCUUUGCAUAAGGAGUUUCUCAAGUUAGCGAAGGAUUUGGAAAAUGCUGGGAUAGAGAUUCCGUAUCCGCAGGUUGAAGAUGGCAAUGCAGAUGAGGUGCCUGAUUUGAUUCCUAUUAUCGGGCAGGAUGUUCAAGCAGCUGAAGUCUCCUCAGAGCCAGUUGAGGUGGCUGCUGUAGUUGCUAAUGGUUCAGCUGACAAACCUUCGAAGAAGAAUAAGAAGGCCAAGAAGGCAUUGGUUGGAAAUGGGAAAAAAGCUAAAAAAGUUAAAAAGAAUAAGAAUGUUGUUCCUGACUCCAUGGUGUUAGAAAAUGGCACCACCUCUGAUGACCAGAAUGAGGUUGUAAAUGUAAACAAUGGCGAGAAUUCAAAUGAUGAUGGUGAAGUGAAGGAUAAGGAUAACAGCGACAUUGCAGAUAUUGAUAUUUCAAAUGGAAACCUGACACAUGAUGGAAAUUUGAUUGCAUUCAGUGAAUCUGUGAUAUCAAAUCUACAGAUGCAGUUUGAGAAAGUUGCUGCUGAGGUUGGCAUGGGUGUGGAUGGUAUGAGCUCACUUGAUUCACCUACAUCAGUGAUUAAUCGCUCUGUAUCAAAAAAGAGAAAGAGAUCAAAGAGUACAGAUGGGCAGGUUUCUCAUACUCUGGGUUUGUGUAAUCCGGGAGUUGUCGGAGGUAGUGCAGCUGGAAAGAGUGGGGAAAAUAGUGCCAAGAAGGUCAGGUUUUCCAUGAAAAAUAAUUUGGUGUGGAAACCCCACAGUCCCUUACCUCCACAAAGUUUGAGGUUACCACCAUCUGCGACUCCUAGAGGUAGUGCACUUAAGAAAGGGAUUCCUGCAGGCCCUAUUAGAGAGAUUCCACCCACAACAAAAAGGGUGAAGCUGAAGACAAGUUCUGUCAAGAAGGGGCGGAAGGCUAAAAAGAGUGUUUUGCCAGCCAUCAAACAAUUAAGGAAGUUGCGAUCCCUUUCUGUUUAAUCCAAUUGUGGUAUCAGGAUUGUAUUGUAUCACUUCGAGUGUCAGUGCUGUUAUGUUUUAAUUUAUCAAAGUUUAAACCUCUGGCAACAGGUGCUCUGCUGUUCCUUAUUCUACAUUUCAGUGGAAUAAGAAAUAUUGAUGUGAUUUCAUGAAUGAUUCUUUUGUCAAAACAGUAAAUGUUGGCUUUAGU
This is a messenger RNA of Telopea speciosissima, 2032 nucleotides long. Its product is annotated as ribosomal RNA processing protein 1 homolog. Gene Ontology annotation, biological process: rRNA processing. The transcript has a single exon. Gene Ontology annotation, cellular component: preribosome, large subunit precursor; nucleus; preribosome, small subunit precursor. Lineage: Eukaryota; Viridiplantae; Streptophyta; Magnoliopsida; Proteales; Proteaceae. The record is from RefSeq and is a predicted model, not a curated record. Bases 67 to 1842 code for a protein of 591 amino acids.